GACUCUGUUAACCACUACUUGAAGUCUUUUGAGGGGGAAAUCCUCCAGGGAGACAUAGGGGCCUUCUCCCUUCUUUCCACCAAAGUAGGGGGUAGGCAUCUGGUUGUCAUGGAAACGGGGCUCUUCACACAUCCCCUUCCCUUCCACCCCACAUGGCUGGGCAGUGUUAAGGGUGGCAAGAUAGUCUCUGUCCCCACCCCUUUGUACUUGAUGUCCCCAGCUAUCUUUCAUGGCCCCCCCACCCUUAGGGGAAGGGGGAGGGGCUUCUCUACAAUGAGUUUUUUCUUUUUUUUUUUUUUUAAGAAGAAAAAAAUAAUAAACUUAGUUUCUGUAUGAGCAUCCGCGUAAGGAGGCUUCUGAUUUUCUGGUCUGGUGGAGGGUUGGGUGGGAACUUGGGUAUCGUUUUUCUCCUCUCUUGCUAAGACCCUAGUACUUGAUCUCUAACCCAGAAUUGUGUGUCUUUGAGGCAGAAGUCGCCACCCAAGAAGAGGGAAGAAUGGCAAAUCUGAUCUGGUAGGGUACCUUUCCCUAAGGUUUCCGUUUUAAGUCAUUCAGAUUCGUACUUCUCUUCCUUCUGUUCCCUUGGUUCCUGGCCUUCCUUUGGGGCUCUCUGAUGCCUCAGACUUUACCCUGCUUUAAUCCCUCUUGCUCAGGUGCUUUCUCCCCCUCUUCAGAAGGCAGGCACCCUACCUCCAGUUACUCCAUCCUUUGCCUUCCCUUGCUUUUCCUCCAUCUAGCCAGACUGGUUUGAAUCAGCCACACCCCCUUCCAGCUUCUGGGGAUCUUCAGAUGGUGGCUGGCCACCCAGCCCCACCCCUGGGCUUGGCUUGGAGCCCUGAGUCAGCUCCAUCUCCACCCAAGCCAAACCAAACCUGAAGCAGAGGCCGAAACUCAAACAGUUCCUCAAGGUCUAUAGCCAGGUGAUGGAGGACGAGGAGAAUGCAGCAGAGAGCCUGGUGUGCAACACGGAAGCUGCUUGUUCUCCAUCCCCCAUUCGCUGCUGCUGGCUCCGCCUCCGCUGCUUAGCAGCUACUAGCAUUAUAUGUGGCUGCUCUUGCCUGGGAAUAGUGGCCCUUGUGUUUGCCAUCAAGGCGGAAGAGCGGCAUAAGGCAGGCCGGUUGGAGGAGGCAGUGCACUGGGGGGCCCGGGCCCGGAGGUUCAUCCUGGCCAGCUUUGCCGUCUGGCUCACUGUCCUCGUUCUGGGCCCCCUGCUCCUAUGGCUGGUCUCCUACGCCAUCGCACAGGCUGAGUGACCCUGGGUGGCCUUUGCUGAGAGUCAGCCGAGACAUCCUGGAUCCUCCAAUGCAGUAUUGUGAGGGUCUGGUGCCAACAGUGGUUACUUCCUGGCUGGAAGGAUGGUGCCUCUCUCAAAGGGCUUUGGAAGAGCUCUUUAGCCUUUUCUAAAAGGCAGCAGCUGAGACUGAUGAGGGGAGGUCAGCCUGCUCUGUUCUUUCAGUGCCCACCAACCCCUAUUCCCCCCAAUCUACUCCAUCCUAGGGGCCUCUAGGAGGGGAGGUUGAAGACCAGGCCUGAUUUUAUUAGUAUUUGUUUUGUAAUAAAAAUCUUUUUAGUGGUGAAA
This is a messenger RNA of Capra hircus (goat), 1579 nucleotides long. It is a transcript of the gene TMEM265, whose product is annotated as transmembrane protein 265. The coding region runs from base 924 to 1253 and encodes 109 amino acids. Lineage: Eukaryota; Metazoa; Chordata; Mammalia; Artiodactyla; Bovidae. Gene Ontology annotation, cellular component: membrane. The record is from RefSeq and is a predicted model, not a curated record. The transcript is spliced from 3 exons.